GUCAAAAACCGCGUGCGAGGAGCGGUCUCCUUAACCGGUGUGAUUGCGCGUGGAGAGAGUCGCUUUAACUGUCGGCGCUUUGUUUUACCUAUUUUCGGUAAUGAAUAGCGCUGGAGCUGUGUUUGAAUGUUUGUAUCCAACUGCGCGGACAUCAAGAUCGGUAUUUGCAAGCCCGGUGAUGAAUCUGGCUUGAAAUUGCAACCCUUUUGUGUGUCUCGUUGGCGCCGAAGUGCGUUACGUCACUGCAAGCAUGACAAAGAUUUUUCAGGUGAUCAUCCGCUUGCUACGGAGACACUUGAUGCUGUUGGGCAUUUACAGAAAGUACCUGAAACGAUUCAGACGCUACGGAUCUGCCGAGAAUCUAUGCCAGAAAACCAGCUCAGAGGAGGACUUGAUCUAUUUGAACCGGAGGAAAAGAAGGUACCACUCUGUGGAGGAGAUCGACCGAGAUUGGUACAAGACUCAACAAGUGGUUUCCUACAGGGAGCUUGAGAGUAUGCCGUGCAACACAGCGGACAACUGGGCGAGGUACGAGGGUCAAGACAGCGGCAUUAUGGUGGCCAGACGGGGAAGCGUCAACUCGGCCUUCGUGACCAACUCGGCGGAGUACCACCAAGGAGAGGACACAAAUGGUAACUGCUUUAUUGGUGUGAGGAACGACAACUGGGACGACCGCGAUUACAACGCCAGCGUCGGUCACGCUGACUUCAGCAUCGACGGGGUGAUAGGCAGUGGAGGGUUUGGCUCAGUGUUCCUGGGGAGAUAUUGCGGGCGACGCGUUGCCAUCAAGAGCGUCCGCCAGUGCUCACGGAACAAGGAAGCCAGCCGGCAGAGCUUCAAGGCGGAAUUCAACGCUCUCUUCUUGCGGCACGAGAAUAUCGUCAGUGUACUGGCCACCACCGCUUACGAGGAUUUUGAUUCGGGCGCAUUUAUCAUCAUGGAAUAUGCGGGUAGGAAAAACCUCCAGCAAAUCAUUAACGACCCUGGGAAGAACCUGUCGCCCACGCGCCGCACCAAGUAUGCCCUGCACAUCAUUCGCGCGCUGCACUACACCCACUCCCAGGGCAUCGCCCACUUAGACGUGAAACCAGCAAAUGUUAUUAUCGACUUCAACACUGACUCGUGCAGACUGGCCGAUUUUGGCUGUUCUCAACGGGUACAUGACGGAGAGGACAAUGUGGCAUUCACCAGCCAGUCGUAUCUAACAGGAACCUUUGCCUAUCGUGCACCGGAGCUGCUCCGGGGGAGGCCUCCAACGACUAAAGCCGACAUUUACUCAUACGGGGUCACCCUGUGGCAGAUGUUGACCAGAGAAACGCCCUUUGCCGGUGAGAACCACCACGUAGUCAUCUUUGGCGUGGUAGCGCACAAUCUACGACCCAGCCUGCCGGAGAAUGCCAGCGAACCCUGGUAUGAAAGCCUGGUCACAAGAUGCUGGGAGGGCUGCGUUGCGGAUCGACCGUCGGCCGCCGACAUUCUGCUUGCCUUGGAGAGUCGCACCGAUGCUGGAGAUUCGCAAGAGACCUGAAAAGGCGUCAAUGACGACUGAAGAUGACGUCUACAGAUUGGUUCCAUUGGGGGAGCCAGUUUUUGCUUUUGUGUGAGCUGUUCACACGUGCCGUUUUUUGUAAGGGCCCGGGCUAUCUUGAAUAGCCUGAAAGCAGCAUUUGUUUCCAAAUACCAGUAAGAUCUUGGUAUACAGGAUGGAAAAGUGCAAUGUUUUCACACGUGGCUUCCUUGAAUAGGCCUAUGCAUUUUUAAAACGAUUUUAUACAUCUUUUCUACUUCCAUCUUUGCAAAUUCUUAACCCUAGUGAGACGUGCUUCACCACAUAUUCUAUUGUUUCGAGGGGAAAGAAACAAGGGAACUUUAUUUUUCUGUUUUGUGUCAAUAAGUAUCAAUGAACAGCUUUGUAUAAAAAAAAUCCUGUUCUAAAUUGUACUGAUUUGGUUUACUCGCAAC
Molecule: messenger RNA, 1962 nt
Organism: Acanthaster planci (crown-of-thorns starfish)
Lineage: Eukaryota; Metazoa; Echinodermata; Asteroidea; Valvatida; Acanthasteridae
Product: serine/threonine-protein kinase mos-like
Biological process (GO): protein phosphorylation
Molecular function (GO): ATP binding; protein serine/threonine kinase activity
Source: RefSeq, a predicted model, not a curated record